AUGCCUUUUUAUUAACUGUGCAGCGGAAAAAUAUGAUAUAGGAGUACUAUAUAGUAGUAAUACUUUUAUAAGUAAAAUAUUAUUAUUAUUGUUAUUGGUCUUCUCCAUGGUUGUUAUCGAUCGAUUUCAAUGGGGAUUCCGUGAAGUUGUACUGUUUACCAGGUUCAGUUUGUCAAAUAUUAGAUCUUCACAUUCACGAUUCAGCUAAGCUUUCAUCAUUUUCAUCUAAGCUCAAUUGUUUUACCCUAUUUGAAUUCAUGAAUCUCCAAGUUCCCUCAAAUGUAUUCCCAGCUGGACGUCAGCAGGAUACAUCUGUUGUUGUUGUUACUCUGGAAUCUAGUGAAGUAUACAUUAUUGUUAGUUUGUCUUCAAGGACGGAUACACAGGUGAUCUAUGUUGAUCCCACAACUGGGAAUCUUCGCUAUAAUGCAAAGACAGGAUAUGAUGUUUUCAAUUCUCAAAAUGAAGCCUUAGAUUAUGUGACGGAUGGUUCAAAAUGGUUUUGCAAGAGUAUAAUCUAUGCUAGAGCUGUGCUAGGCUAUGCUUCUCUUGGGAGCUAUGGUUUACUUCUUGUUGCGACAAAGUUGUCGGCCAGCAUUCCAAAUUUGCCUGGGGGCGGAUGUGUAUAUACUGUAACUGAGACCCAAUGGAUCAAAAUUUCACUUCAAAACCCUCAGCCACUGGGCAGAGGUGAAACAAAGAAUGUUCAAGAAGUGACGGAGCUUGAUAUUGAUGGCAAACAUUAUUUUUGUGAAUCGCGGGACAUUACUAGACCUUUUCCCAGUCGCAUGCCCUUGCAAAAUCCUGAUGAUGAAUUUGUGUGGAACAAAUGGUUUUCAAUGCCCUUCAAAAAGAUAGGACUUCCAGAGCAUUGUGUUGUUCUUCUGCAGGGCUUUGCAGAAUUCCGAAGUUUUGGAAGUCGAGGUCAGAAAGAAGGGGUUGUUGCCCUCACUGCUCGACGUAGUAGGCUCCACCCUGGGACUCGUUAUCUAGCAAGGGGCUUGAAUUCUUGCUAUAGUACAGGCAAUGAAGUUGAGUGUGAGCAGCUUGUAUGGAUUCCCAAGGAGGCUGGUCAAAGUGUUCCUUUCAAUACUUACAUCUGGAGAAGAGGCACUAUUCCUAUGUGGUGGGGUGCGGAGUUGAAGUUGACUGCUGCAGAAGCAGAAAUCUAUGUCUCGAGUGAUCCUUAUAAAGGAAGUGCUCAAUAUUAUCAAAGGUUAACUGAAAGAUAUGAUGCACGAAACCUAGAUAUAGCUGCUAGUGGGAAUCAGCGAAAGAGUGCUUUUGUUCCAGUUAUAUGUGUCAACUUGCUUAGGAGUGGUGAAGGCAAAUCAGAAUCGAUUUUGGUUCAGCAUUUUGAGGAAUCUUUGAAUUAUAUUAGAUCAGUUGGAAAACUACCUUAUACUCGGGUUCAUUUAAUAAACUAUGAUUGGCAUGCCAGUGUGAAAUUGAAAGGAGAACAACAAACAAUAGAAGGGCUAUGGUACCUUCUAAAAGCACCCACAGUUGCUAUUAGCAUCACUGAAGGUGAUUAUCUGCCUUCUCUUCAGCGCAUCAAAGACUGCAAAGGUGAAGUAAUUUAUAGCGAUGACAUUGAUGGAGCAUUCUGCUUAAGAUCACAUCAAAAUGGAGUGAUACGUUUCAAUUGCGCCGAUUCUUUAGAUAGGACCAAUGCUGCUAGUUUCUUUGGUGCCCUCCAGGUUUUUAUGGAACAGUGCAGACGGUUAGGUAUAUCACUUGACAGUGAUUUGGCAUAUGGGUAUCCGCGAUCUAACAACAAUGGCGGGUACACAGCUCCAUUACCCCCUGGCUGGGAGAAACGCAUUGAUGAUGUAACUGGGAAAACAUAUUUUAUUGAUCACAACACGAGGACAACUACUUGGAAUCAUCCCUGUCCAGAUAAACCCUGGAAAAGAUUUGAUAUGACAUUUGAUGAGUUCAAGAGAUCAACAAUUUUAUCACCUGUCUCUCAAUUAGCAGAUCUGUUUUUGCUUGCUGGUGAUAUCCAUGCAACAUUGUAUACUGGAUCCAAAGCUAUGCACAGCCAAAUUCUUAGCAUAUUUAAUGAAGAAGCAGGCAAAUUUAAACAGUUUUCUGCUGCACAGAAUAUGAAAAUUACUCUUCAGAGAAGAUAUAAGAAUGCCGUUGUAGAUAGUUCUCGUCAGAAGCAACUGGAGAUUUUUCUUGGAUUAAGGCUUUUCAAGCAUUUUCCGUCAAUUCCAAUCCAGCCAUUACAUGUCGCUUCUCGUCCCACUGGAUGCUUUCUAAAGCCAAUUGUGAACAUGUUUCCAGUUUCUCAUGGCGGAGCAAGUCUUCUUAGUUUUAAAAGAAAAGCAAUGACAUGGGUUACCCCACAGGCUACUGAUGUAGUUGAACUUUUUAUUUACCUUGGCGAGCCUUGUCAUGUUUGUCAGCUUCUUCUCACUGUUGCACAUGGUUCUGAUGAUUCAACGUUCCCAGCAACAGUUGAUGUCAGGACAGGGCGUUAUCUGGAUGGACUUAAACUUGUUUUGGAGGGAGCUUCUAUACCACAAUGUGCAAAUGGGACAAAUAUUUUGAUUCCAUUGUCGGGAUCAAUUAGAGCUGAGGACAUGGCUAUCACUGGUGCAGGUGCACGCCUUCAUUCCCAAGAUACAUCCACCGUUCCAUUAUUGUAUGAUUUUGAGGAACUUGAAGGAGAAGUGGAUUUUCUUACUCGUGUUGUUGCACUCACGUUUUAUCCUGCUGUGGAUGGUGGAGGCCCUAUAACUCUUGGUGAGAUUGAAAUACUUGGAGCGACUCUUCCAUGGAGGUUCAUAUUGAACCAUGAAGGCUCUGGCACUGGAUUUUCUGAACAAGCAGAAGUCCAUCAUGAUGUUACUAACCCUUUUCUGACUGAGUCCGGGGAAAAUCCUUUCGCUGCUUCUUCAACCACUGGUACACAACCAAACUCGUCUGGUGACUUAUGGGCAGAUCUUUUAACGGGAGAAUGCAGAACUUCAGAUUCUAACAUGCAGCCGGCGACUGAAACUGUCUUCCAUGGGGGAGAUGACUUGCUUGACUUCUUGGAUGAUGCUUUUGUCCAACAACCAAAAGAAGCUAAUGUUGCUUCCAACAGUGCAUCUAAAGGGCCUAUUGACAAUAACACUCAACGCUAUUUAGAUUGUUUCAAACUCCUUGUGGGACCUCAAAUGGAGAGAAAGAUAAAUUACAUGGCAGCUAUGAAACUUGAAAUUGAACGCUUUCGCCUGAACCUGUCUGCUGCUGAAAGGGAUAGGGCAUUAUUGUCAAUUGGUGUUGACCCUGCCAGUAUAAAUCCAAAUCUACUGGUUGACAAAUCUAGCAUGGGAGGAUUAUGCAGGGUAUCAAGUAUCCUUGCUUUGCUUGGACAGGCUUCUCUUGAGGAUAAAACUACUGCAUCCAUUGGUCUUGAAAUUGCCGAUGAUAGCACUAUAGAUUUCUGGAGUAUAGCAGGAAUUGGUGAAAGAUGUUUUGGCGGGGCAUGUCAAGUUCAUUAUGAAGAUGGGCCUGUAUUUAAUGCGCCUUCUGUGUCAUCAACUUCAGCUGCUGCGCAGACCUCAUUUGUGUGUUCUGAAUGUGAGCGAAAGGUUUGUAAAGUUUGCUGUGCAGGGAAAGGAGCUCUUUUACUUGCUAUGUUUAACUCUAAGCAGUCUCCUAGCUACAAUGGUGUGAGCAGCCAGGGGGGAGCAAUCUAUGCAAACUCAGUUGAUUUAUCCUCAAAUCAUUCCAUGACACUUGAUGGUGUCAUUUGUAAAGCCUGCUGCAUUGAUGUUGUGCUUGAGGUUUUAAUCUUGGACUACAUCAGGGUUUUGGUUGGCCAGCGGAGAAAAGCACGAGCAGAUAGUGCUGCUCAAAAAGCUGUAAACCAUGUGACCAGAUUUACUUCGAGGAAUUUUCAGUUGGCACCAACUGCAUUUGGGGAAUUAUUUGAUGGAGAGGAAUCACUUGCUGAGUUUCCUUUUGCAAGCUUUUUGCACCCG
Messenger RNA from Capsicum annuum, 3980 nucleotides. Its product is annotated as probable phosphoinositide phosphatase SAC9. Gene Ontology annotation, molecular function: protein binding; phosphatase activity. The record is from RefSeq and is a predicted model, not a curated record. NCBI's taxonomy places the organism in Eukaryota, Viridiplantae, Streptophyta, Magnoliopsida, Solanales, Solanaceae.